This is a messenger RNA of Orcinus orca (killer whale), 1191 nucleotides long. It is a transcript of the gene GLTPD2, whose product is annotated as glycolipid transfer protein domain containing 2. Lineage: Eukaryota; Metazoa; Chordata; Mammalia; Artiodactyla; Delphinidae. Gene Ontology annotation, molecular function: ceramide 1-phosphate binding; ceramide 1-phosphate transfer activity. Gene Ontology annotation, cellular component: cytoplasm; cytosol; membrane. The record is from RefSeq and is a predicted model, not a curated record. Gene Ontology annotation, biological process: intermembrane lipid transfer; ceramide transport.
AUGCGGGUCGCACUGCCUCAGCCGGUCCCUCGGCGCUGCUUGCGCAGUGCGAUUCCUCUUGCUGUCUUCACACUACUGCUUGGUUAUCUCUGGGCUCGGAGCCUCCGUGUACCCCUUCCCUCACCUGCUGUGGGAGGAACCGGGGAAUCCAGGCCCUUGAGACCUAAGGUCUCUCCUCAAGCUCUCGUUGUUCUGUUUCACUUCCCUGGUGCCCUCUCAGGCUGCAGAUCUGGGGCCCAGUCCUGCAUUGCCAGGGAACCGCCUCCUUUCCAGGUCCGGCAACAGUCGGGACCCUUGGAGGCCCCGGAACGGGAAGAGCCUCAGUGUCUGGGCCCUCAGGGGAUGCUGGGCCGCAUGAUGAGGCCGUUCCGCGCCAGUCUGAACCCGGAAAGGGAUGUGGAGUUGUCGCAGUACCUGGCAGGAUGGAGGGAGCUAGUCCGGUUCCUAAUUCCCCUCGGCUCCAUCUUCGCCUUCGCCACAAGCGAGGCCUCCGCCAAAGUGACAGCCCUCGAGGCUCUGGUGCACGGCCCAGAGGCCGCGCACUACACGUCGCUGGCGACCAUGGUGGCGUGGGAGCGGCCCGGGAUCGCCCCACGACUCUCGGCCGGGUGCCCGGGCUCAAUGACGAUGCUCUUGCUGCACCGUGCGCUACGCUGGUCCCAGCUCUGCCUCCACCGGGUGGCCACCGGGAUGCUCGGAGGCCCGGACGCUGGCGCUCAGUGCAGCGACGCCUACGGCACGGCCCUGGCUCCGCACCACCCCUGGUUCGUCCGUCAGGCCGCUCACCUCGCAUUCCUCGCCUUCCCGAGUCGCGGCCGCUUGCUCGAGCUGGCGUGUCCGGGUUCCAAAGAGGCGGAGGCGCGGAACGCGCUGGUCCGGGCCGCGGGCACCCUAGAGGACGUCUACAACCGUACUCAGGGCUUGUUGGCCGACGGCGGCCUGCUCGAGCUGGCCUGACGCCUACUGGCCGGAGGAAGGAAGCGCCCUGGGGAGGGGUCGGUGCAGCUCCAGGUUGAGCCCUUGGCCCCACCUCCCGGUGCCGGAGGCGUGGUCUCCAUAUACCCGGCUUCCUUGGUGACGUCACCACCCCGGAGGCUCACCUUGAUAGGGGUAGGUUUUUUAGACCCUGCCUCUAUCCGCAAUCUCCGGGAGAAGGGAGGAGCUGUGGGGAAUAAAAAGUAUUCUUUGGGA